UUAUGUUGCGCACGACCUGCCGUACGUAAACAACAUACGAUAGUCACAUGGUCAAAAUGGACGGACCACUUGUGUUAGUUUUCUCACUCUUGGCAGUCAUUUUAGUUGGAUCUUCAUCAAAACUGUUAUUCUCCUCUCUCCGUCACGACAAGCACCAAGCCGUGGAGCACAGUGCCACCCCUACACAUCCCAAGUUUCAGUCCUAUAAGUAUAAGACUGAGUGUGGGAUACUGGCGGAUCUAAGUUUUAUCGGUUGCGAGGUGUGUACAUUGGCUGUAGACGGAUUGCAGGAUUUAGUGAAGAAACAAAGCUCACAGGAAGACAUUGUGGAGUUUAUGACGUUUAUCUGUCAAAAGUUCAAAAUUGAGGACGACAGAGUUUGUGGCGCGAUCAUCCAGGAGUACAAGGACGAGUUUAUCGGGGUUGCCUUACGCCUCGUUUUGACCCCUGCUGAGGUGUGUGGAAUCCUCUUGGGUGAAAAUUGUGGCACGCCAUAUGACCCUAACGAACUGUGGAACGUGACUCUUCCCAACACUCCCAAACCUCCAGUUACACCGAGGGUCCUGCCCAAGCCAGGGUCACCUACACUUCGCAUUCUUCACCUGUCCGACAUUCAUCUGGACCCUGGAUAUCAAGUCAGUUCAAAGGUCGACUGUGGGGAACCUCUCUGCUGUCGCCAAGGAGACGGUAAACCAGCCCAAGGAAAACGUGCAGCUGGUGUGUGGGGGACGGCGGCUUCGUGUGACGUACCGUUCAACCUGGUGGAGAGUCUGUUUCAACACCUGAACUCUAUACAGGAUCAGUUUGAUGUUGUGUAUUUUACUGGUGACCUGCCACCGCAUAAUGUGUGGAACCAGUCAAGAGAUGACCAAGUUAAUGCACUACAACAGUUCACAAACUUUUGUCUCAAAUACCUUCCAAAGAAACAAAUUUACAACACACUGGGGAAUCACGAGAGUGCCCCCGUCAACAGCUUUCCACCCCCCUUUAUUGACGACAAAAACGCCAUCUCGUGGCUGUAUAACUCCGUCGCCGAAUCAUGGAAGCAUUGGUUACCACAAGACACGAUGGCCACUAUCAAAAGAGGGGGAUUCUACACAGUGAAAAUGGGUGACAAGCUGCGUCUAAUCUCACUAAAUAUGAAUUACUGCAACAAUGGAAAUUGGUGGUUACUGAUCAACACGACCGACCCGACAGGUCAGCUACAGUGGCUAGUGGACACACUGCAACAAGCCGAGGACAACCAGGAAAAGGUUCAUAUUAUCGGUCACAUACAUCCGGGUGGCGGAAGUUGCCUCAAAGCGUGGAGUUGGAACUACUACAGAAUCAUUAACAGGUAUGAAAACUCCAUAGCAGGUCAAUACUUCGGCCAUAGCCACACCGACUGGUAUGAGGUUUUCUACGAUGACGUCACAUUUAAACGACCGACCAGCGUUCUCUAUAUACCCGGAAGUGUCACCACGUUUACUGAUCUGAAUCCUGGGUUCAGAAUCUACGUGAACGAUGGGGUUUACAAAAAUACCUCCUGGACAACAUUAGAUUUCACUAACUACUACUUGAAUCUGACAGAAGUUAACCUGACCAAUAAACCUGUAUGGAGGAAAGAAUACAACGCCAAGGAUACAUACGGUCUGAAGAGUUUGUUUCCGGAGGAUUGGAGCGAGUUGAUUUACCGGAUGAAGGCCAACGAUACACUUUUCCAGACCUUUUACAGACAUUAUUACAAGAAUGCUGUUCCUCCAUCUUGUACAGGUCAGUGUAAAACUGAUCUCCUAUGUGACCUCAAGUCAGGAAGGUCACACGACCCAAGUUUGUGUGAUGACAUCCGAUCUUAGUUUUCUGCAUAGGAAAACUGAAAUCAAAACGGUCAAACCAAAUCAUAAAAAACCAAAUACUCGAGGACGCUUUUUUUUUGCAUGAUUGGAUUGAUAUUUCAUACAUGUUUUAUUCUUCAUUCAUUUCAAAAUAGGAAAGGCAUGUUUAUGUUUAAAAUUUUAAACAUGAGGGAAAUGAUCCAUACCUUAACGUCAAAAUGGCGUAAUAUUGUAACGUCAUCACUUCACUCUCAUUGACACUUUCUCCGUGUAGUAUGUGUAGGUGGCGAUAUGUGCUGAUUGAUGAUAUAUCGAUCCUGAGAUGAGAGAAAUUAAACAUUAUUAGGACGUGUGUAUUGUAUUAACACUUUGUUAUAAACGUAUUUUUUAUUUAUGUGAUAAUCUAUAAUUUGUUAAAGUGAGUUGUUCUUGUUCGUACGAAAGUCUGACGCAGUUAUGUUAUUUAAAGUGACAUCAUUUGAUACGAGAUGACGUCAUCAAAUGCUGAAUGAAUACGCAAUUUCGGAGGGAUCAGCUCUACUAUGAUGAAGGUACAUUCAGUAAAACAUUAAACGCCUGGAUGGGUAGAGGGAUUACACAUACGGGUGAUACCGCAAAAACUGAGGUCCCGUGUCACAGUAGGUGUGGCACGAUAAAGAUCCUUCCCUGCUCAAUGGCAAUAAGCGCCCAGCAUAGGCCUAAAUUUUGCAGCCCUUCACCGGCAGUGGCGACGUCUCCAUAUGAGUGAAAUAUUCUCUAAAGGGACGUAAAACAAUAUACAAUCAAUCAGAUACGUACAUUGUAGACUGUUUCGUAGAUGACAAUACAUGUAAAUGUUAUACAAGCAUUAUAUUAAAUUAGCCGGCGGUAUACAUUAAACUUACCAUAUCAAACAGAAGUUGUUUGGAUUAAGCCAUUCAUUUGAUAUUUAAUUAUCAAUAAUUUUUUCUUCGACACGAUUGAUACUUUAAUCAAAGAAAGACAGUGAAUCAUGAGUAUCGUUUGAGCUAGUUUUUUCUCAAAUACUCAUAGACUUACUAUAUUUGAGUUUCCUUCCAGUUCGGGUGUUUGUAUUGCAACUGUUAAUCAUCCUUUUGACAAAAAUGGAAGCAAUGAUUAACACAGGUAAACAAAGAUUUGUUUUGUGUCUCACCGUACGUAAGAGUUCAACAAAGGGAUAUAACUAUAUGGCAACUCGGAAAUUGCGUAUUUCAUGGUCACAACGCUUAUUGAUUAGAAUGUUUUACAUUAAAAAAAAUGGAAUUUUAGGACUGAUACAUUUUCACGGUAGAAUACCUAAAACUGAUCAAAUUUACACAAUUUUUUCUGUUACAAAUCAAAGAUGGAAAUGCCGGUUUCGUAAUGAAUGAUGUACAAUUUCGGAUACAUGUAUUUCAUGAUUCAUUUUCUUUUCUGUUUCUUUCGUUAUAAACAUAGUCUGUGUAAGUAUCUGACGUAUUUCAAUGAAAUGUAGAUUAUAAUGUGCUUGUUGAAAAUUGAAAUAAAACUCACCAGUACAUUGUUUUGAA
Ostrea edulis (European flat oyster) is the source of this 3343-nucleotide messenger RNA. RefSeq names its product sphingomyelin phosphodiesterase-like. Gene Ontology annotation, molecular function: acid sphingomyelin phosphodiesterase activity. Gene Ontology annotation, cellular component: lysosome. The transcript is spliced from 13 exons. The record is from RefSeq and is a predicted model, not a curated record. Lineage: Eukaryota; Metazoa; Mollusca; Bivalvia; Ostreida; Ostreidae. Gene Ontology annotation, biological process: ceramide biosynthetic process; sphingomyelin catabolic process. The coding region runs from base 48 to 1835 and encodes 595 amino acids.